Molecule: messenger RNA, 4673 nt
Organism: Eupeodes corollae
Lineage: Eukaryota; Metazoa; Arthropoda; Insecta; Diptera; Syrphidae
Gene: Irk1
Product: G protein-activated inward rectifier potassium channel 3
Exons: 9
Coding region: 1992-3692 (566 amino acids)
Biological process (GO): potassium ion import across plasma membrane; regulation of monoatomic ion transmembrane transport
Cellular component (GO): plasma membrane
Molecular function (GO): inward rectifier potassium channel activity
Source: RefSeq, a predicted model, not a curated record
ACUACGGCUACGUCUGACGGUGCUGCGGCGGCCAACGAGGAGUAUCUCACUUGCCUCAGAGUUGUGUGUAAAAAUAUUUUCAUUCACAUUCGCACCACAUCGGCUGAUGCGACUUGUGUGUGCCACAACUGUUGUCGUUGCCUUCGCCAUCGUCAUCGUCAUAGCCAUCGCCAUCGCCAACAUCAUCCGUCGUCGUUGUCGCUGUACGCUGUCGAGUAGUUGCUGCUGUCGAACGCAAAUGGAGUUUAAAAGUAUCUAAAACAUUAAUUUGUUGUGUGUACGCGUACUCGUAUCUUAUAAAUAUAAUUUUGUCUAUAAAACAAAAUCAAAAUCAAAACAUUUGAAACUCAGUGAGAUUUGAGAUUUAAUUAUGUGACAACCGUCGUUUGAAGCGCAUGUAAAUUCUUACGGUAACUCAUUCAUUCAUUUUUGUUGUUGUUUAUCGUUUUUGUGCAUAAAAAGAUAUAAAUAAUUGCAUGCCUAGAUACUCCUGCAACGACAGACAGUGGAGUAUCUGCAAGUUUUGAAAGUUGUCAACCGGUCAUAUCGAAUUACUUGCAUCUUGUUUUUUUUUUUAAGUUUUAUUUAAUUAAGAUUUUUAUGAUGAUAUUUUAAAAAAAAUUAUAAUUUGGUGAAAUUAAAUACACAAAAAGUGAAAAUACCUUUGAAAAAAAAAGUUAUUGUCAGUUUGAUAAAAGAAUAAAAAGUAAAUUAAUUUGAAUUUAAACAAUGAUGUCCGAAUAUCCGGUGGUGGAUUUGGAUUUUGAUUUGAAUGGAAAUAGAAAUUAUUGCGAAAAAGUCGCCAAAAUGAUGUUAUUACCUUGUGGAGUCGUUUAUUAUGAGAAUUGUAUGCUAUAGGCAAUUGAAAGUAUCUCCAAUACUGUCUAUCUGCAAAAUACACUACACUCUACUCUAUACGUUAGAAAUCCCAGUGUGAUUAUUCAAUGUGGGGAAGUGGUAUACACCUCUGGAAUACCAAUUUCUAUAUCAUCAGCCUGAAAUCUGAGUAUCUUUUGUGUUGUGAUUUGUGUUUUAUUUUUGUUUUUUAAGUUGUUGUUGUUGUUGUCAUCGUCAUUGUGGUGGAUAUAAAAGAAUUGCAGGAAAAAAGUAUCAUACGAAGAAAUUAAAUUCAAAUUACUAUAUCUAGUAUCUACUCUUAAAUUGCAUCUAAUACUAGAUAGAGAUACACCAAGAACGCAUCCCGCCGAAGUAGUAUAUCUUUUUGUUUGUUCUUCCAUCAUAAAAAUACGGCAAGAGUUUGAAUUGGUGCAGUGGUGCGGUUUGUUCUUGUGGUUGCAGUGUCGUUGUCGUUGUUGUCCGGCGGCCGGAGGCGACUCUAACUCGUGUGCGAGGUGAAAGAUAGUGCAUUUUCCGGUGAUAAAUAAAAUAAUAUUUAUUUUGGAUCGCAUCCACCAUAGUGUGAUUCAAAAGUGAUUUUGUGUGCAAAUUAAAUGAAGUAUCUAUAAAACCGGCACUACGACCUAUCGAGCGAGUAUCUUUUUGCUUUACUCUGUUUUACUAUAUUUUACUGUUUUUUUUGUUUGUUAUUGGUUUGUUUGUAAAAUUUAAAAAUAGUUUAAUUUUUGUUUAUUUUCAACGAACAAUUUCGGCUAAAAGAACGCACUUUGAUUAUCAAGAAUAAUAAAAAGAUAUAUCUAUGUUUGCAUAGAGAGAGCGAGCAAGUUAUUGGAUUUAUUUGCCCACAUUUUUCUUCUAUUUGUGUUGUCAUUUUAUUUUUUUUAAUCGUCUAUCACCGGAAAAGCAGUGGAACGUAACGAAUUUCAAUUUUUUAUACCACAAGUGCAAGAAACGACCAGAUUUGCCAGAUCCUUUCCAAUGAAUCACCACAAUAAUUUAAGAUACUCAUCAUUUUAAUUUAAACAAAAUUGUACCAAAACAGAAAAUACAAAUCUCAUCAUAUCAACGAAAAAUAGAAUAUAGUAAAACAUAACCUACACCUAUCCAUAUAGAAUUUUAUUUUUUAAAAAGGCAUGAUUGUGGACAAAACUGAAAAUGUCAGCGAACAAGCUUGGACAAAGCUAUUAGAUGAUAAGGAUACAAACGGUGCUGUGAUUGUUAAAAAUACAAACGAUACGGAUAGUAGUAAUCCCAAAGAGAGUCCAUUGUCAAUGGACCCACCACAAACAAAAAGCAAAGAGUCAAUAUUAGGAACAUUCCAUAGGCAUUUAAGGAUGUCACUUAAGGCAGUUAGUGAAUCUCCAGGACCAAUUACAAGGUACCGUCAGACACGUUUUUCCUCCCGGCGUGUUAGAAAACGUGUAAUAUUCAAACAUGGAGACUGUAAUGUUGUUCAAGGCAAUGUUGCCAAACGAAGACGAAGGUAUUUACAGAAUCUCUCUCUUCUUUGUAAGGAUAUAUUCACAACGUUAGUGGACGCACAGUGGCGCUGGACCCUGCUGGUAUUCGCUCUCAGUUUUCUAUUAUCCUGGACGGCGUUCGGUUUUGUAUGGUGGACGAUAGCAUACGCACACGGUGAUCUCGAGUACAUUCAUUUGCGCGAGAGGGAUGCAGAAGCUGCCGAACACAUGAACUUCACAAUGUGCGUCACAGAGAUCAGAAGUCUCACAUCGGCGUUCUUGUAUUCCAUAGAAACGCAACACACAAUCGGUUAUGGUAAUCGAUUUGUGACGGAGGAAUGUCCCGAGGCCAUUUUUACAAUGUGCUUCCAGUGCAUUAUGGGAGUUUUCAUUCAAGCAUUUAUGGUCGGUAUUGUUUUUGCGAAGCUUUCGAGGCCAAAGAAACGCGCACAGACGUUGUUGUUCUCGCGGAAUGCGGUCAUCUGUCAUAGGGAUGGAGUGCCGUGUCUGAUGUUCCGUGUGGGUGACAUGCGGAAGAGUCAUAUCAUUGAGGCACAUGUUCGAGCGCAAAUAAUUCGCAAGAAGGUGACAAAAGAGGGAGAAAUUAUGCCUUUCUAUCAGCAGGAACUGACAGUGGGGGCUGACGGUGGUGAGGAUAGACUCAUGUUCAUCUGGCCAACAACAAUUGUACAUAAAAUCGAUAGGAAGAGCCCUUUGUAUACAUUGUCCGCAUCGGACAUGCUAAAGGAACGUUUCGAAGUUGUCGUUAUGUUGGAAGGUGUAAUUGAGUCUACUGGUAUGACAACGCAGGCACGUUCGAGUUACCUACCAUCGGAAAUACUAUGGGGACAUCGUUUUGUAAACGUUGUGUCCUUCCGCAAGGAAACCGGAGAGUAUGAGGUCGAUUAUACUCUGUUUAAUAACACAUACGAUGUGGAUACACCGUUGUGUAGCUCAAGGCAACUGGAUGAAGUUAAGGCUGAAUUUAGUAAAAACAGCAAAACGGGAUUAGUACAAGUUCGUAUAUUCCCUUGGAGUGAUGAGAUAAAUAACAGCCCAAAUCAAAUAAAACGUGCCCUUUCUGCCGGUAUCUUGCCCCGUAUCUCAUCGGCUGCUUCCUUAGAUCCUGCCAGUGAUGAGUCCCUAGACUCUGGCCGCCUGCAUAUGCGAGCAGGUUCAAUACCAAAUGGCAUCUUACCCAAUGAAGAUGCCGAUGGCCAUUCCAUAAACAACAAUAACAUCACCUGCAAUACAGCAUUACUAUCGCCAAAUGGAAUUACGAUAAAUAGUAUUAAUGAAAAAUCCAGAUCCAAAUCGGUUCCCAGAAGAUUGUCGAUAAAACAAAAUCAAUUAUCAGUUGAUUCAAUUUGCUGAUAUAUGUGUAUGUUUUCCAGUUAAAUAAUAUUUAGUCAAAUAUAACAAAACAAAAAUGCUAUAAUAAUUAUAAAAUUAAAGUCCUAGACAAAACAUAAUUCAUUAAAAUUAUAAUUUAAAAAAGUUAAAAACUAAACAAACAAAAAUCAACAAAAUCUAAUAAGAAUCCACUCUAUACAUUGUAAGUAUAUUGUGUAUUUUAAGAUUUAAGAUUUGUUUGUUCUUCCUCCUCUCAAAACAAUUAAUUAGAAACAAAAACACCUUUAUAUUAUUAUUUAAUAUUUAAUAUGUAAAUUUAAGGAAACAAAAUUUGUUAUUUUAAUUUUAUUCCAACACAACAAAAAACAAAAACAAAAAAUAAUACAUUUUUCCACUUGACUUAAUUUAUUUUCUAUUUCAAACAUUCGAAAGAAUUAAAAUUUAUUUUUAUUUUAUUUUUUACAUAACAAACAAAAAAAACCGCUUAAAAAGCAAAAUUAUUGUCAAAAAAAAAGAAUUUAAUUCAAAAUCAAAAUCCAAGCGGAAGAAAUUUAAAAACCAAAAUAUUUCCUUUCCUUGUUUUUCAUUUCAAAAUCAAUGAAAAAUGCAAAUAUUUAAUAUCUAUUAAAAAAACAACAAUUUAAAAAUAAUGUUAAAAAUGCUUAUGCAAAUUUUUGUAUUGUAUCAAGUGUUUUGUUUUAACGAAUUUAUGAAUAUAUUAAAUAUAUAAUUAUGUAUAUUUUAUUUUUUUGAAAACAUUUCUUUUUGAAUGAAAAUGAAAGUGUAAAACACAUACAAAUUGAAAGGAUAGAACAUAUGAUAUUGCACAAAUCUAAUUUGUUGCAAAUUUGUAUGUAAAAUGAGAAGGUAGCCUAAAUUAGGAAAAAAAAAUAAAUAUCUCAAAGUUAUUAUUUAAAAUUAAAAACAAAAAAAAAAAAAAAACAUAAACAAACGAUCUAAAAAUAAAAAUUCAAAAAUAAAGAAAUACAAAUAAAAACUGAA